This is a messenger RNA of Paramacrobiotus metropolitanus, 1126 nucleotides long. RefSeq lists its product as uncharacterized. The record is from RefSeq and is a predicted model, not a curated record. The transcript has 3 exons. Bases 129 to 863 code for a protein of 244 amino acids. Lineage: Eukaryota; Metazoa; Tardigrada; Eutardigrada; Parachela; Macrobiotidae.
GAAGCUCAGAAUCUUUUCGACUUUUGGCCCUUAAUAUCGGUAGAUUUUCAAAUUAUGCAUGUGUGAUAUAUCUGUAGCCGAAAUACGAGCCGCAGCGCGAGUAUACUAGCUCGUUCUUGUCAUCCACAAUGGCGCCGCUGUUGAAAUGUGUAGCGGCAUUCAGUUUACUGAGUGCGGUUUCGUCUCAACUGUAUUGCCCGGACAUUCCUCUAAAUCCUCCAGGAUUCACAAUUGAUCCCACAAAAGUUGCUGGAAUAUGGUACGAGUACACGUACCGCAACGGCCCAGUGGGGAACGAUCCCCCGGCCACCAAUGUAUUCAUGAAUGUGACCAUACUCGGACCACGUCCUAAUACACCAACCGGCACAUCGUACUACAUCACCUGGAUAUACAAUUUUUUCGCUCACGUACCCACUCAGAGUGAUCCACUGCAGUGCAUCGUAUUUCCUCAACAGGGAAAUCUGUCCUCGGAUGGUACGCGACAAGUGGUUGUUCAAAUUGGCGGGCCCACUGCGCCGCUUGCCACCUUCAAGUACACCACGUUGUACACGGACUAUACCCUCGUACAGUUGUGGUACUUUUGCGCAUCUCCGAAUGCGGAUGGUCAGCGUUGUGAUCAGCCAUUUUUAUUUACGUACACGAGAAUCAAGCCGCCAAUGCUGACGGCUGACCAGAAAACCUACAUUGAAAAUCUGGCCAAUACCUAUUUUGCCAAGAUCUGUCGCGGUUUCAAGGACAUGAGCAUGACGACGUGGGAUCUGACAACGACCUUUCCGACCUGCAACACCGGUGCCAGUAAUACCCCGCCGCUCUCUGCGGCUUUUCUAGCAUCCUUCCCGCCUGGCGUUAAGCCAGCGCGAUAAAGCAGAACAUUUAAUUCUGACGGAAGAAUCUCUGGACAAAUCGAUCAGGUUCUGACGUAGCAUCGGAUCUUCACUGUGUUCCAAAGUGAUUUUUAUUUUAUUAUUGGAUAUUCCUUUUUGUGGUACAAAAAUCCCUUUUUUCUAUAACGUGAAAUGAGCGAUAUUGCGAUAACAAAAGCAGUUUCGAAAAUUGUUUUCAUAAUUCCUGAAAUUACAAAUUACGACAAGGACAAGGCCCAUUAAGAAAAUAAAAUCUGAAUGAA